Molecule: messenger RNA, 891 nt
Organism: Pelobates cultripes (western spadefoot toad)
Lineage: Eukaryota; Metazoa; Chordata; Amphibia; Anura; Pelobatidae
Source: the annotation of a GenBank genome assembly
AUGGACAGCUGGCAGUUACUUCACACCGUGAACCAUGACUAUUCCUACUUUUCUACAGUGCACCAAAGAUAUAGCAGAUUGGACUACAUCCUACUAGCGCAAGAGUUUUUGCCGAUGCACAUAUCAGCGGAUAAAACGAUGGCGGGCUGGUCGGAUCAUGCGCCCAUAUCAACCUAUUUAAAAUCCCCCCUGUUCAGACCCAGAGGAUACCAAUGGAAGUUGAACGAAUCCAUAUUAGCAGAGAUACCCAUGGUGGCGGACCUUCGCACCGUCAUCACCACAUACUUCGAGGAGAACGAUACGCUAGACACCCCGCCGCUGACAACUUGGGAGGCACACAAAUGUGUCGUAAGGGGACACCUAAUCAAGGUGUGCACACAGAGGAAAAGAGACCAGAAGAGACACAUGGAAGAACUAACUCAUAAAAUCGAAGAGCUGGAGGACACGCACAAAACCUCCCAAACUGAUGAUACCUACAGGGCACUGCUUGAAGCCAGACAAGCUCUCAGGGAACUCCUAUCCCAAAAACUACAACACACGAUUCGCAAGUCCAAAUGCUUUUUCUAUGAAUAUUCGAACAAAUGCUGGAGGCUCCUAGCAAGAGCGCUGCAAAGACAAAGGGGUAUGAGUCACAUCACCAAAUUUAAACCAAAAGAGGGUCCGGCUACCCACCUACAGGACAAAAUGACAGCAGAAUUCCAUAAAUAUUACAUGGACCUAUACAAUUUAAGAUGCCAGGAAUCUCCGGAGGAGGAACGACAAAGAUCAGCACGGAUGACAGCAUAUUUGCAACAACAUGUCUCGAAGACACUGAACGAAGUGAAAGCGGCGGAGCUAGAGGCGCCCAUUACUGGAACUGCAGGCGGCCCUGAAGUCCACCAAGCUGAAUAA